GCAGCCCGGGGUUCUGGCGGGGCCGGCGGCGGGGCGCGGGGCCGGGGAUGCGGUGGAGCUGCCCAUGGUGAGCCGCCGCCGCGCCCCGCAGCACCAUGUCCCCGCCGGCCCCGAGAGGAUGUUCGAGGGCUGCCGGCGGGCGCGGAGCCUCUGGGGCGGCGUCAGGCUGGAGGUGGCCGGCGAGAGCAGCCCCGUGGUGCUGCACAGCUUCACGCAGCUCGACCCCGACCUGCCCCCGCUGGAGAGCUCCACACAGGAGAUUGGAGAAGAGCUGGAGGAUGGUGUGAUCUACAGCAUAUCGCUCCGGAAAGUGCAGCUCCAUCACACGGCCAACAAAGGGCAGCGAUGGCUGGGGUUUGAGAAUGAGUCAGCCCUAAACCUCUACGAGACGUGUAAGGUGCGGACGAUAAAAGCUGGGACCUUGGAGAAGCUGGUGGAGUACCUGGUCUCAGCCUUCAAGGGCAAUGAUUCCACCUAUGUCACCAUCUUCCUGUGCACUUACCGGGCCUUUGCCACCACCAAGCAAGUGCUGGACCUGCUGCUUAACAGAUAUGGCAAACUCCACGUGCAGGUGAAUGGGGACCAUGCCAGGCACGCUGUGGAUGAGAGGAUGGAGCUGAAGAACACCAUCUCCUCCAUCCUGGGGGCCUGGCUGGACCAGUACUCAGAGGAUUUCCGCAAGCCCCCAGACUUCACCUGCCUCAAGCAGCUCAUCUCCUACGUGCGCCACAACAUCCCCGGCUCCGACCUGGAGCGCCGGGCCCGCAUCCUGCUGGCCCAGUUCCAGCAGCAAGAGAAGAGCGAGUCCGAGGCAGAAGCUGUGGACCAUGGCAGCUGCACCUUCCAGCUGGCGGAGGAGAACGGGGUCGGGGAUGGGAAGCCAGAUUUCCUCUCCUUCUCCCCAGAGAUGGUGGCAGAACAGUUCACACUGAUGGACGCUGAGCUGUUUAAGAAAGUGGUGCCUUACCACUGCCUGGGCUGCAUCUGGUCCCAGCGAGACAAGAAGGGCAAAGAGCACCUGGCUCCCACCAUCCGCGCCACAGUCUCCCAGUUCAACAGUGUUGCCAACUGUGUCAUCGCCACGUGCCUCGGGGACCGAUCCCUGAAGCCACAGCAGAGGGCAAAAGUGGUGGAGCGGUGGAUCGAGGUGGCUCGGGAGUGCCGCAUCCUGAAGAACUUCUCCUCCCUCCGAGCCAUCCUCUCAGCCCUGCAGUGCAACGCCGUCCACCGGCUGAAGAAGACCUGGGAUGAGGUCCUGCGGGAGAGCUUCCGCACAUUCCAUGAGCUCUCAGAGAUCUUCUCCGACGAGAACAACCACUCUCUGAGCCGGGAGCUCCUCAUUAAGGAGGGCACAUCCAAAUUUGCCACCUUGGAGAUCAACCCAAAGAGGGCUCAGAAGCGGCAGCAGCAACAGCGAGAGAUGGGCGUGAUGCAGGGCACCAUUCCCUACCUUGGCACCUUCCUCACGGACCUGGUGAUGCUCGACACCGCCAUGAAGGAUUUCCUGGAUGGUGGGCUGAUCAACUUUGAGAAGAGAAGGAAGGAGUUCGAAGUCAUCGCCCAGAUCAAGCUGCUUCAGUCAGCCUGCAACAACUACAGCUUCACGCAGGAGGACCAGUUCGUGGACUGGUUCCACAGCCUGGAGCGGCUCAGCGAGGCCGAGAGCUACGGGCUGUCGUGUGAGAUCGAGCCGCUGUCAGAGUCAGCCAGCAACACGCUGAAGGCAAAGAAGAACACGGGCAUCAUCAAGCGAUGGAGCGACCGGCAGCCACCGAGCACCGAGCCCUGCGCCAGCGGCAGCUCCCACUCAAAAUCCUUCGACCAGCUCAAGUGUGGGCAGUACCUGUGCAGUGGGGACGCCACCGACUCGGUGAGUGUCACCUCUGCCGGCUCCAGCAGCUCCGACGUGGAGGAGAUCAACAUCAGCUUCAUCCCCGAGUCCCCCGACUGCCAGGAGAAGAAGCGCUGGUACGCCCCGUCUGUGGCCGAUGGAGAAGCUAAACCCACUGUGUCCUCCGCAUCCCCUCUCCUCCCUGCCCUCCAGUUCUGGGAAUCCACCUCCCUCUCCUCCCUGGACACGUCAGGCAUCGGCUCAGGCUCCAGCAGUGCCUCCUCCUCCUCCGUCUCCUCCACGCCGGUGACGGCCUCCCGCACACACAAGCGCUCGGUCUCCGGCAUCUCCAGCUACUCCUCACUCUCGCUGCCCCUCUACAACCAGCAGGUCGACGACUGUUGUAUCAUCCGUGUCAGCCUGGCUGUGGACAAUGGCAACAUGUACAAGAGCAUCCUGGUGACGAGCCAGGACAAGACCCCGGUGGUUAUUCGCAAGGCCAUGGCCAAGCACAACUUGGACGGGGACCGGCCUGAGGACUACGAGCUCGUUCAGAUCAUCUCGGAGGAGAGAGAGCUGAAGAUCCCCGACAACGCCAACGUGUUCUACGCCAUGAACUCCGCUGCCAACUACGACUUCGUGCUCAAGAAGCGGGGCUUCUCCAAGGGGGUGAAGAUCAAGCACGGCUCCAGCUCCACCCUGCCCAGGAUGAAGCAGAAAGGCCUGAAGAUCGCCAAGGGCAUCUUCUAGCCUCAGCCCCACUGCCACCCAUCACCGACGGGGCCUUGGGGGCAAGCUGCUCCGGGCUUGGCCGCGGCCGGUCCUUGUGCUGCCCUGCACGGCGAGAGGAGCGACCCCCGCCUGGGGGCACGGCCGUGCAUCCCCCUCCUCCCACACCGAGCCGGGCUGUUGGACAACUGGUGUCGGCCUCUGCCUCUCUCUGCACAAGCCCCCAUUCCAAUCAGGUCUUUUUUUUCCUACCCGGGAAGGCAGCAGCGGGGGGAUAUCUCUAUUUUUUUUGUUGUUUUAUUUUUUAAAACUUCCACGGUGCGCCACUCGUCCAGCCCCGGCCAGCCCAGAGCUGGAGCCCGCCUCUGCCGUAGGUGCCUUGUGUCCGAGCGAGCCGGGGAGCGGCGACUCGCAGAGGGGCUGUUGGACAGGAGCAGAGCACGAGCCACCACCCUGGGGCUGCACAGCCUCCCACCCGGCGCAGUGCUCUCCUCCCCAGCUUUCCUGGUGGUUACCUCCACAUCUUUCCUCCCUGGGAUAGCCGGCAUCGCCACCACCGCACAUCUCCGCCCGUCCUUCCCUUGGGAGAAGCCACGGAUGCCCCAGGCUGGGAAGAUGCAGCCCUGUGCUCAGAGCCCUGUGGAGGAGGGCUGUGCCUGUGCCGUGAGGGAGUGGACGCCCUGUGCUCUCCACAGCUGGAAGCCUGCAUGGUCUCGCUCCUCUCCCGAUCCAGCGCUUCCUCCAGCUGGACAUGGAAUGGCCCGUGUUCAAACUUGCACCAAAGAUCAAAUGCCAGUGUCUCUUCUGCCGUCGGGGGAAGCUUCGGGCCGUGCCCCCAGCGCUGCCAGCCUAACGAGGGGGAGGAGAGCAAAGUUCUGAACUUGUGUAAAUAAGAGAUUUUGGGUCUGCGUGGACAAGCGAGGAGCUGGAGAGCUCAGCAUGCUCCGGGUGCCCCGGCUGCCACUGCCUGACCCUCAGAAAGUGCCACUCACCUUGGGCUUUAACCAGACUUUUUCAAACACUGACCAUGGGAGAAGCAGCAAUGAGACUUUUUUUUGUAUAAAACAAAAAGGUUUACUGAUUUUUUUUUUUUCAGUAUUUAUUGGUUGUAAAUAGAAGAGGCAAACUUGUACAUUUUACUAAUCCAGCCUCCCCCUGCCCUGCAGCCCAGUCCCUCUCCUGUCCCCACCCUGGUAUUUAAGGCUGCUGGGAGGGACAUUGGCAGCAGCAGCAGCAGCUUUGCUCUGCUGUGCUCAUGGGGUGCAGACCCCGCCAGUCCCCCCCCUCCCAAAUUUCUACCCCUAGUUGCUCGAGCAGGGGCAGUUGCUUGUUUUAAUCGUUGUAGGAAACACUAACCAAAGGGGGACCUUUUGUUGCUCCUGGCUCUCUGUUUUUUAAGCGCUUCAUUCCAGCAGAUCUUUUCUCUUUCCCGUCCGUCGGAGCUGCCAGGUGGGUGCGGUGCCUUCCUCAGCUCCAGGAGAAGGACCACACGCUCCAGGGGCCAGGGCUGGUGACAGGAGCUGGGCUGCAGGUCCCUGGCACCAGGUGGGGAAGAGGCUGCUUGGGUGUGAGUGUGGCUUCCCCAGCCCUGUGUCCCCACUGCCCAUUGCUGCACAUGAUGGGAGCUCCUGGCUCCCUGACGCAGGGGCAGCCUCCUGCCUCCCACCCUGCCCAAAGCCCAGCCCCUUCCCUCGGGCACCAAAUUCCCUCUGCCAGCUCCUGCCUACCCUGGGACUGUCCCCUCCCUUCCCACCAGUGUCCCCAGCAGCCCAGUGUCACUGGAGGGACUGGCUGUACCAUAUGUAUUUUGUACCACUUCAAUGAAGGACACACUGCCCAGUGUGACUUGUACACAGCAAUGUAAUUAGUCUUUGCAAUAAAAUACUGAUGCUCAAAUGUC
Messenger RNA from Neopelma chrysocephalum (saffron-crested tyrant-manakin), 4460 nucleotides. RefSeq names its product ral guanine nucleotide dissociation stimulator (gene RALGDS). The transcript is spliced from 18 exons. Bases 65 to 2581 code for a protein of 838 amino acids. Gene Ontology annotation, cellular component: plasma membrane. Gene Ontology annotation, molecular function: guanyl-nucleotide exchange factor activity. The record is from RefSeq and is a predicted model, not a curated record. Gene Ontology annotation, biological process: Ras protein signal transduction; positive regulation of GTPase activity. NCBI's taxonomy places the organism in Eukaryota, Metazoa, Chordata, Aves, Passeriformes, Pipridae.